AAGGUCCAAAAUCCUAUGACCGUCAACUAACCAUGGCAGACAAAUUACAUGAAUACCAAGGUGUGACGGGCCGGCUCCAUGGUGCUCGUGACCGGUACAAGGAGAGGUGGUCGAGGUGGCGUGAACAGCAUCCUCGAGGAGUCAGGGAUGUGGUGGCUGAGACCCUGUUUGGCAUCCCCAACUCUGACGAGCCUCCUGAAAGAGUAUGGCAGGAUAGUGCCUACAGCGAUUUGUAUAGGAGAAAGAGUCGUAUCGAGUUGAUGCGGAUAUCGGCGGCAGUUAUGGGGAUAGAGUUUUCUUACGCCGGAGAGACUGCUUUCGUCUCUCCCACUCUGCUGCAGAUAGGGGUACCCCACCAACAGAUGACACUUGUUUGGGCACUGUCACCUCUAAUUGGAUUCUUCAUGACCCCGCUAUUGGGGUCACUUAGUGAUCGCUGUCGUUCCAAGUUCGGGAGAAGAAGACCUUUCAUUGUGCUCAUGUCCGUUGGAGUAUUGUUAGGUUUAAUUCUAGUCCCCAACGGCGAAGAUAUAGGCUAUGCUCUCGGUGAUGAGUUGCCCCUAAACAGGACAGAAGCACCAUCUGUUUUGGGCCCACGUAGUUCUGCGCUGGACAAGGAACAUAGCAAUUAUCAUCCUUGGGGCGUACUCUUUACAGUCCUUGGUACUGUGUUCCUGGACUUUGAUGCUGACGCCUGCCAGAGCCCGGCCCGAGCUUAUCUCCUUGACGUGACAGUUCCAGAGGACCAUGCUAAAGGUCUAAGCACAUUCACGGUGAUGGCUGGACUAGGCGGCUUCAUGGGGUAUGCGCUCGGCGGCAUAAACUGGGACGACACCCGAUUAGGUGAACUAUUCGGUGGGCACGUCCGUGCAGUGUUCUCACUAAUCACCAUAAUCUUCGUCGCUUGUGUCACCGCUACUAUCACCAGCUUCAAGGAGAUUCCUUUGUCUGAACUAACUGACCAAGAGGAGUUCAGAAAACAAGCGGAGACUGAACGAGCCCAAGAGAGCUUCGACGAGGGUCCUGAUGGACCGGACAAGACCCUGAAGAAGGAUAAUGUAACUUACGGAGCGUUAAAUCAGCCAGAGAAUGGUGCAGCUAUAAACGUGGUGGAGACUGGUCAUGCGAGUGGGAACCUCUCUCUGGCCCACUACUUGAAGUCCAUCGUCCUGAUGCCCAACUCCUUACGCGUGGUAUGCUUGACCAACCUGUUCUGCUGGAUGGCCCAUGUCUGCUACUCGCUCUACUUCACUGACUUCGUCGGAGAGGCAGUCUUCGGAGGAAAUCCUGCGGCGCCAGUAGGCAGUGUAUCUCGUUCGGAGUAUGAAGCUGGAGUACGUUUCGGAUGCUGGGGCAUGGCGAUGUACUCACUCUCCUGUGCUUGCUACUCGACUAUCAUCGAGCGACUCAUCAAACGACUUGGAGCAAAACGCGUGUACGUGGGUGGUCUCUGCACUUACAGCUGCGGUAUGAUGGCGCUGUGCCUCAUCAGGGCGAAGGCCGCAGUGUUGCUGUGCAGCUGGACCGCUGGAGUUAUGUACUCCACGCUCUUCACCAUGCCUUAUCUCCUGGUCGCUCACUAUCACGCUACAGGCAUGUGGGACAGCGGGGGCGGUGGUUGUGGAGAAGAACGAGGCAUCGGCACAGAUGUAGCUGUGAUCAGCAGCUGUGUGUUUGUGGCACAACUCCUAGUUUCCUUCAUCAUGGGUUUCGCAGUCAAAGCCAUGGGAUCCACUGCAGCAGUAGUAGCAGUUGCUGCCACAUUAGCUGCAGCGGCUGCCGUCACUGCCACGAAGAUAACUUACUUGGAUUUGUAAAAUAGUUAUAUGAUUGUUAUGAUUAGCGAGAAUUUUUGUUUAUCUAGUCUAGUCCUAGGAAAUAACGGAGCUUUUUAAGUUCCUGGCCAAAACUUGUUUGCUGAUUGCCCAAUAAUGUAUCGUUCAUUUAGUAACAGUCUAUUGGAAAUUAUCAAUUGUCCAUGACAGUACACUGCUGGAAUAUAAAAGAAGAGCAUAAUUAUAUCAUGCAAACAGAAUAAUGUUUCUUAAAAUUCUGACGCCAUAAAAAUAACUUUCUCAAUUUUCUAAUGUAAACGAAGACAUUUUUGGAAAGGCUCUUUGAAAACCUUAUCCUAUCUGAUCGAUAAACUAGACAAAUUUGAAUAUCGCCUGUUGAAUCUCAUUUUUAUUAGAAAUUCUUUAAGUCUUGUUAUCCUAAAGAUGAUACCGGCAAAAAGCAAACUCAAGUUUUUGAUCCUUUAUAAAUACUUGAGUUAGGAUUCAAGUGUAUUUAAAUAAGCCUAAAUUCUAAAGUAAGAGCUAAAAAUAUGUCUUGCUGCCAAAGGAUAUUAGACUUUGUGGGUUUAAGAUAAAGUUGACUAAGAAAAUGAUUAUUUAACUCGUCGAGUACCGUCAAUAUAGACACAAUUAUAGAACAAUAGGUUGCGGUCACCGGUGACCGCUUGGUGUUUGACAGUUUAAUUAGUAUAAGUGGUUAAUAUACAUAGUCAUGUAUCUUUUAAAAUGGAUAAAAUAUUAUGUAGGUGUAAUUGAAUUGUGUAUACAGUAGAUUAAGAUAAUUUAAGGGUAUUUUUCACUACCACUCUUAUAGUCUUCUUUUACUUGACAAUUAAUUUUACAAACAUUGUUUAAUAGAGAACACGUCUAGUGUCAGCCAAUAUGUGUCGUUGUUAAAAAAAAGUUAUCUGUCGCAUUUUUAAUAACUUUCAAUUUUUUUUUUGUCUCAUUGUUGUGAUAUUUAUUUUUGUUUUCGACCUACUUUUAUAUUUUUCGUUGUCAAAAAAUAUCGACAUUGCAUGGUCUAUAAAGUUCAAAAUGCAUACAGUAUGUAUCUACCUGGGUGCUUACUCUUGAAUCCAAUUUCGAUCUA
Spodoptera litura is the source of this 2889-nucleotide messenger RNA. It is a transcript of the gene lovit, whose product is annotated as loss of visual transmission. Gene Ontology annotation, molecular function: sucrose:proton symporter activity. The record is from RefSeq and is a predicted model, not a curated record. Gene Ontology annotation, biological process: transmembrane transport. NCBI's taxonomy places the organism in Eukaryota, Metazoa, Arthropoda, Insecta, Lepidoptera, Noctuidae. Gene Ontology annotation, cellular component: membrane.